UUGUAUGAAACAUACUGUAUAAAUAACAUCUAAAAUAACACAAAAGUAAUGAUUAUUAUGUGUGAGGCCCACAUCAGGUUGUGGUGCAUUGUUCAAGGGGGAUUUUGUAGGAAUGCAUGAUGGAUACGAUAAAUUGUACAGACCAGACAGAUAAUGAAGCAGAAUAAUUAGUAAAAAUUAUCCUGAAAAUACUGGAUAAUUUGUUACUGUACUAAGCGUAACUUUUCCUACCUUGGCUUACUCAGUCUCAGCCUUUCUGGUUUAGAGAACUCCUUUUAAUUGUAAUGGACUGGAAGGAACUGAAUGGUGCACCAGAGAGGAACAGCUCAGCCCUGAUCAACUCAUAAAUUCUAGAUAAAAUUGUCAAAAUGCAAAGUGCAGAUGAAUUCCAUUUUUGUGAGUCUUGGUUGCCUUCCAAGCAUGGGGAAUGACUCCCUCUUGUCUUCAGUUUACCACCCAAUCCUACACACUUGACAGACCACUGCGUUCAGCUUCUUCAGGAUGCUUGGCUGUUCCCCCCUCUCAUAACCUCACAUCCUGCUCACAUGUACUGUCUGUCUUGACCCCUGUGUGGUGGAACAAGUUUCCCGUUUCGGUCAGAACAGCUGGAACACUGGCCACCUUUCACUGCAGACUGAAGACUCACCUCUUCAGGCUACACCUCAACCCUGCUACCCAAAUGUGAUUUUUGUCCCUCGCAUAUGCAAUAAUAUGUGUGGAAAUGUACACUAUAGGUUAUGUAAUUGGGUAUAAAAAAGAGGUUUACUUACAUGCGUGUGGUACGUGUUAGCAUUGUAUUUGCAUUAUAUGUGCAUUCCUUAAGUUGUGCAUGUUGUUUUGCACUUACAGGUCAAUUUAGGCAUGUAUUUGUGAUUUCAGCACCAUGUUUGGCAUUGACACUUGUAAAUGUGUGGUCAGUGGUGGCCUGUUUGUGCAACUUUCUAUUCCACUUUAUUAGAUGCACUGCGUCUUGCUGAGUGUGUAAGAAGUCUUGCUGAGUAAGAGCAUCUGCUGAAUGACAGUAAUGUAAUAUGUAAUGCGAGUCACUAUGAGUCUUUUAUACGUGACAUAUCAAUGUGGAAAUGCCACUUUCAUUCUAAUGCAUACAUUGCCCUGGGUUUUUAGGGGACGUGGAGAUAAAUGACAAACGCAUAAUAGCUGGCAAAUGAACAGAAAACAGUGAACACUGUAACUGUCCUCCACAGGAUCUGAAUCACAGGAGCAUUUCAAGUCCUUUGUACACAACUACCAUGCUGCGGCUUGGCUGCUCAUCGACUAUGGUCUGGAACGAAAUUCAGAAGGACGCAUACAAACGCGCAAGCGCGGUACAACCCACUCAACUGCGUCAAUAGAGCAGGAAGUGAACAAGAAAAACAGUCAUGAUUAUUUGUUCGUCAGCCACCUCAGCCAGACAAGUUCAAUAAUUUACUCAGAACAAACUCUCUGCUAUGGUUUUCACCAGAUUCGAUGAACUUUGAGUCGGAAACAACGUGGCUGCAUACAAUAGCCUUCUUCUGGCCCCAUGAACAGCAUACCUUUGCUCAAAAUUUUAUAGUAACUAUUUAGGUACCUGCCAUUACAUUUAAUUAUUCCAUAUUUUACGGUGAAAUGCCCCCAUUAAAAUUCUGCGCGAAUCUUUCGUGGCUCUUCACGGACUUACCGGAGUUCACGCAGCGACUCCACGCUGCAGCUACGUACGGGUUUAGGGCUGUGGAAGCGGCUUGGUUGUACGACUCGGACCUACAGGAGCUGCAGAAAGCAAAGAAGCAGACAGGGCUUGAAGUUGUACUAAUAAAUACUCCUCCUGGCGACGUGACAAGCGGAGAACUUGGCCUCGGAGCGGUCCCUGGCAGGGAGACAGACUUCAGACGGGGUUUGGAUCUGGCAGUGAUGUACGCUAAGGCUCUGGACUGCGGGAGGAUACACUUGAUGGCUGGAAGAGUACCUGUGGGGGUGGAUCGAGCCACUGUUGCCAUGGAGAUGGAGGCAACCUUUGUUGAAAACCUGAAGCAUGCUGCAGAUGUGCUGUCAAAGGAGGGAAUUCUUGGUUUGAUUGAGCCCAUCAAUACCAGGAUAACCGAUCCACGAUAUUUCUUGGACACCCCACACCAGGCUGCUGAGAUUCUGCAGAAAGUUGGCCACUCGAACAUCAUGCUACAGAUGGAUGUGUUCCACUGGCAGAUAAUGGAUGGGAACCUGACGCAGAACAUCCAGACGCUUUUCCCUCUCAUAGGUCAUGUGCAGAUUGCUCAGGUUCCUGGACGGAAUGAGCCGGACAGCCCUGGUGAAGUUAACUUUCCCUACCUCUUCAGCCUGCUGGAGAAGCUGGGAUACCAGGGCUACAUUGGCUGUGAAUACAAACCCCUGGGUACCACAGAGGCUGGUUUAGGUUGGGUGAGAGAGUACUGGAAGAGUCACAAGUGAAGACUAAGGAUUGGGACAGCUUUCCCUGAGGUCUGGAGACCAACAGGGAGCUAUCAGCAGAAUGUAGAUUCAUAAUGAAUAAAAAAAACAUCUACUUCAAAUCUCCAUAGCUUGAUGAUUCAUAAUGAGUCUGCAUAGUUGAUGCGAUUCAUCGUUUGGACAUUAACAUUUUCUUGGCAUUCAAAGUGGUUUAAUGUGUGACUUGAGUUGAAGCUGAUGUUGGUAAGAAAACUGCUUGAGGGGAUAUUGAUGCUGUAAGAUACAGGCUUAAACUUAGCAACGUGAUUAAAAAGAAGAUAAGAUGCUGUCACCAUGAACAGGCAUAACAUGACUCACCCAAAGAAAGCAGUCAAACAAAAGGAGACAUGACCUCAUCAGAUUGGAGACCAAAUAGACUGAUUCUGCAUCUAAGGAGAAUUCACAGGACCUUUUGAUGUCUGCAUGUCGACAAUGUCCUCAUUUGUAGUGUUUGAUCCAAUACCGUAGACUCAUGGCAUGGAACUGCCUUUUACAUCACUGCAUUAUCAACAGCUUGGAAAAUAUGAACACAUCGUUUCUCAGCAAGCAUCUUAAGUUCUGCCAUUAUUUUAUUCUACAACUAAAUAUAUAUGUUUACAACUAAAUAAAUGUUUUAACUGGUUACACCAAACAAAAUGUGUGUAAGGGAUUCUGUAGAUUGGAUUUAGACUGAAAAUAAAUGUGCUUAUGUGCCACAAAACAUGUAACCAAAGGCAGUGUGUGAAAAGAA
Molecule: messenger RNA, 3172 nt
Organism: Megalops cyprinoides (Indo-Pacific tarpon)
Lineage: Eukaryota; Metazoa; Chordata; Actinopteri; Elopiformes; Megalopidae
Gene: hyi
Product: hydroxypyruvate isomerase
Exons: 8
Coding region: 1609-2424 (271 amino acids)
Biological process (GO): glyoxylate metabolic process
Molecular function (GO): hydroxypyruvate isomerase activity
Source: RefSeq, a predicted model, not a curated record